Molecule: messenger RNA, 1245 nt
Organism: Triticum turgidum subsp. durum (durum wheat)
Lineage: Eukaryota; Viridiplantae; Streptophyta; Magnoliopsida; Poales; Poaceae
Source: the annotation of a GenBank genome assembly
AUGGCGUCGUCGGAGGGACCUCGUCGUCGGCGGCGGGGCAAGAAGAGCGAAGCCAAAAACAAGAAGAAGAAAGAGGCCGGACCGACGACCGUGGAGGACCUCCCCGACCACCUCUUCGAGCUCAUCCUCCUCCGCCUCGGCCCGUCGCCAUGCCUCGUCCGCGCCGCGGCCGCCUGCAAGCGGUGGUGCCGCGUCGUCGGGAACCCCGGCUUCCUCGCCCGCUUCGGCCCGGUCCACGAGCAGGUCCCGUACGUCGGCGACUACCACACCGUCCAGGGCGGCGAGCCCCUCUUCGUCCCCUCCUCGCCGGUCGUCGUCGACCGCAGCCGCUUCUUCCUCGAGUUCCUCCCGGAGAGCGGAUCGUGGGAGAUCGCGGACAGCCGCGGCAGCCUCCUCCUCCUCACCAAGAAGAGGGCGCCGCAGAGCUGGCGCGACUACAGUCGCCGUGUCCGCCACUACCCCGACCUUAUGGUAUGCGAGCCGCUCACCGGGCUCUACCAGGGGAUCCUCUGGCCGGAGGAUCUGGACGGAACCGGCCGCCUCGGCGUGUUCCUGCUUGACGGCGACGACGCGGACCGCCGCGUCAGCACGUCCAACUUCAGGGUCCUUGCGGCCGUCGACGAUGCCAUGGCAUGUGUGUUCUCCACGGGCAGGGAUGGCGGCUGGCGCAUUAUUUACAGCGAGAUCACCAGCCACGUCGAGCUCCCAAAGCUCGGCCCCGAAAAUUUCGUAGGGCGCGCAAACGGCACUCUGUACUGGGGAAUUGACGGAUGCGCCACCGCCGUUCUUGCCCUUGACGAGGCCACCGCGGAGUUCUCGCUCGCCGCAUUCCCGGAGACCGUCUGGGGGCCGUCGCACAUACGGACCUCGCGGAUCGUCGGCGGCGAGGACGGCACGCUGCGCGUCAUCCGCCUCAUAGGCAACGACCUCAAGGUCUUCGCACGGCGGCAUCCGGGCAGUGACGAAGAUGAGUGGCUGCUGGAGAUGCAGCUGGAGUUGCCGGAGGCCACCCUUAGGCUGCCGGGGCGCGAGGAGCACUUCUUCCGGCAACAAGCCAUGGUUGUUGCGGCGAAUACCAGAUACGUCCUGCUGACACCGAGCGAGAAGGCGUGGUUAUUCUCUGUUGAGCUGGACACGAUGCGAGUGGAGCGCGAGCACGAGAGAAACAAGUACGCCGGAGAAGCGUACCCGUGCAAGUUGCCGUGGCCGCCGGCCUUGACUGAUCAUGGCAGGGAGAGGAGGUGA